CGCCCGACUCCUGCCCCGCAUCAUCCGUACCGUCCAAAACAAAGACCCCCCUCCCUCAGAGCGCAUCACAAUGACCCUGCACACUAUACUGCAUGAUGCCGAGGUCGCUGCAGCCCUGGACGGAUGCAAAGACGCCGGAACGUUCGACCACCAGAAGUUCUUCAAGGCCUGCGGCCUGGCCGGCAAGUCCACGGAUGACUUGAAGGCGGCUUUUCACAUCAUCGACCAGGACAAGAGUGAUUUCAUUGAGGAGAAUGAGCUCAAGCUGUUCCUGCAGAACUUCAAGCACGGUGCACGCACCCUGAAUGAUGCCGAGACCAAGGCUUUCCUCAAGGCCGGUGACACCGAUGGCGACGGCAAGAUUGGCAUUGAUGAAUUCGUUAACUUGGUUAAGGCAUAAAGUGGCAACUGACCAACAGCACAUGCUCCCAUGGAACAACAAUGCCCGCCUCUCCCCCUUUUCAUCUGAACAUAAAUCAUUUUUAUACAUUUCUUAAGAGACGUUUUCUCCUACGCAACACAACACUGUCCAACAAAAUGAUGAUUGUGAUUUGUCGUUCGGUCGUGUUCAUGUCUUAAAUAUGAAUUUUGCUCUUUGUAAAAAUCUAUGCACUUUCCAAGGAACAUACAGUGGAAAAGAAUAAAUGUUCUUUUGCUACGGUCGCUCUUAUCGGAUUGGUCA
This is a messenger RNA of Phycodurus eques (leafy seadragon), 682 nucleotides long. Its product is annotated as parvalbumin beta-like. Gene Ontology annotation, molecular function: calcium ion binding. The coding region runs from base 71 to 400 and encodes 109 amino acids. NCBI's taxonomy places the organism in Eukaryota, Metazoa, Chordata, Actinopteri, Syngnathiformes, Syngnathidae. The record is from RefSeq and is a predicted model, not a curated record. Gene Ontology annotation, cellular component: cytoplasm; nucleus. The transcript is spliced from 5 exons.